GCUGUCCUCGUACAGGCAACGAGGUCUUCUAACGAUGUGCCUGUAAUGGCGGAUGGAUUGUUAUUGCGCGCAGUAAAAGGACAAGCAAAAAGCCUCAAUCUUGGAAAUAAAGGCCUAAAAGCUGUUCCCACUAUCAUUGGUAGAGUGAGAAGCUUGCAAACUCUGACUCUGAAAGGCAACAGGCUCAAAGAUUUGCCAAAAGAAACCGUUGCACUUCAGGAGCUUGAGAACCUCAAUCUUGGCAACAAUGAUUUUUGGGAAAUUCCAAUAGUCAUUGCAUAUCUGUCAUCAUUGAAAUCCCUGCAUUUUUUCAACAAUCAUUUGCAUCAGAUAAAACCAGAAAUAUUCUCAAACCUGUCCUGCCUGACCCUUUUGAAUCUAAACAAUAAUCAUUUGAGAGAACUACCAAAAGAGAUCAAUAGGCUUUCAGCUCUUGAAUAUCUGAGUCUUGACAAUAAUAAUCUUGUUCUACUGCCAGUUGAAGUUUGCCAUUUAUCACAGCUUGUGGAGUUGCAUGUUGCAAAUAACCAGUUGCAAAGCUUACCUGUGGCAAUUGCAUUUCUGAGAAACUUGAGAAAACUCUAUGUACAGAAAAAUAACAUUGAACUAAUCCCGGAGGGUCUUGCCAAGUGCACAUGCUUGGAGGUGCUAGACAUUUCUGUGAAUCAAAUUCGAUAUUUUCCUGGCCAGCUUGCUUCUCUUGGAAUAAAAGAGUUGUAUUGCGAGCAAAAUAAUUUAUUGCAACAUCUUCCUGUCCAGUCAAUCCAAGAUGAAGAAGUUUUACCCUUAAAGGAAUUAGCUGCAAGGUUUAUUCUAACUGCUCUUCAAGACAGUUCUUCACACAUGCGCAUUGAAGUGAAAUACAAUCAGAAAGUCCAAGAAAUUCUGGCGAGUGCGCGCCAGUGUGAUGUUUGCUCGAAGCCGUACCUGAAUACAUGGCUCGAAUGUGUCAGAUUUGUUGACGCUAGAAAAAUAAUUGGCACAAGAAACAACUGUGGCAUAAUUCCGCUUCGUGGAAUGCUCUGCUCGUAUGCAUGUUUUAAUUCCGAUGGACACGACUACUAUGGAAUAGCACAAGUUGACAGCAGUUAGUCGCGCGUGCAAAAAGCUGAUGAUUCUAGGUUGUACCAUAUGUGAAGUAAUGUUCAUCUUUCUUAAAAUGUUUUUAUUGAGAUAUAAACAAUAACUGGAAA
Molecule: messenger RNA, 1193 nt
Organism: Rhopilema esculentum
Lineage: Eukaryota; Metazoa; Cnidaria; Scyphozoa; Rhizostomeae; Rhizostomatidae
Molecular function (GO): protein binding
Source: RefSeq, a predicted model, not a curated record